This is a messenger RNA of Scatophagus argus, 7579 nucleotides long. RefSeq names its product ATP-binding cassette sub-family D member 2-like. Bases 279 to 2492 code for a protein of 737 amino acids. The transcript has 10 exons. Gene Ontology annotation, biological process: peroxisome organization; long-chain fatty acid import into peroxisome; fatty acid beta-oxidation. Lineage: Eukaryota; Metazoa; Chordata; Actinopteri; Scatophagidae. Gene Ontology annotation, molecular function: ABC-type transporter activity; ATP hydrolysis activity; ATP binding. The record is from RefSeq and is a predicted model, not a curated record. Gene Ontology annotation, cellular component: peroxisomal membrane.
CUUAAACAAAUAAAACGUAGUGUACAUCAUUGUAGUGUUGGGAAAGUUGCCUUUGGGUUUUUAUUUUGAUAACUGUAACCGGAAGUACGAUUAAUGUGGUUUGUGUUGCUUGACAGUGGUACAAAAUUGAGCAGGAUGUAGCGGUACAUGAACCGGACUCGCCUCACAUCAAUACAACCAUCAGAAGUCCUUCUCUCUUUUUUUAACCGACGCGGUGAGUUUCGUUUGGGGGAUGGGUGUGGUGAGGAUUGUCAGCAGAGACGACUAACCUUUGAAAAAUGUCCAACAUCCUCGAUGCGGCGUCCAAAGUGAGAUGGGACCGCACGGCUGCGGCGAAGCGAGCCGUUUUUCUGGCGGCGGCUGCUUAUGGAGUCAAAACACUGUACCCCAUCAUCUGUAAGCAGCUAAGCAAAAACAAAGAUCCUAGGAAUAACGGCCGGCUUUCAAAGGUGGAAAACGGCUCUACUUGUUCGGCUAAAACACAAGUGGACGCCGCCGACCAUAAGAAGGCAUCACCGGGGGUAAAUGCAGAAUUUUUCAAGCAGAUCCUCGAACUUGGUAAAAUCCUUUUCCCCAGGCUUGUGUCCAAAGAGCUCGGUUUGCUUUCCUUGCACUCGGUGGCGCUGAUAUCUAGGACGUUUCUGUCUAUUUAUGUGGCCAGCUUGGACGGCAAGAUUGUCAAAACGAUCGUGGAGAAGAAACCCAAGCGCUUCAUUAUUCAGUUGAUCAAAUGGCUCCUCAUUGCCAUCCCGGCCACGUUCGUCAACAGCGCCAUCCGGUAUCUGGAGUGCAAACUGGCUUUGGCCUUCCGCACCCGGCUGGUGAACCAUGCUUACCGGACAUACUUCACCGAUCAGACCUACUAUAAAGUCAGCAACAUGGACGGGAGGCUCGCUAACCCGGACCAGUCCCUCACCGAGGACGUAAUGAUGUUUUCCCAGUCGGUGGCACAUCUCUAUUCUAACCUCACUAAGCCCAUCCUGGACGUGAUGCUGACCUCCUACACGCUGAUACAGACCGCCAGGUCCCGGGGAGCCAACGCCUCCGGGCCGACCCUGCUGGCCGGCCUGGUGGUCUUUGCCACGGCUAAGGUCCUGCGUGCCUGCUCGCCUAAAUUUGGCAAGCUGGUGGCCGAGGAGGCUCAUAGGAAAGGCUACCUGCGAUAUGUGCACUCCAGGAUCAUUGCAAACGCUGAGGAAAUAGCUUUCUACAGGGGACACAAGGUGGAGAUGCGUCAGCUGCAGAAAUGCUACCGGGCCCUGGAGCACCAGAUGAACCUGAUCCUGUCCAAGCGUCUCUGGUACAUUAUGAUCGAGCAGUUUCUCAUGAAAUACGUGUGGAGCAGCAGCGGUCUGGUCAUGGUGGCCGUGCCCAUCAUCACGGCUACUGGCUUCGCUGACAACGAAACAGCAGACGGGCAGACACAGGUGAUGGUGAGUGAGAGGACAGAGGCUUUCACCACCGCCCGUAACCUCUUGGCCUCAGGUGCUGAUGCCAUCGAGAGGAUCAUGUCCUCCUACAAAGAGGUUACCGAGCUGGCAGGUUACACUGCACGGGUCCACAACAUGUUUGUGGUGUUUGAGGAUGUCCAGAAGGGUGUUUACAAGCGCUCCUCUCUAUCAGCUUCAACAGGAUCAGAGAAGAAGAGUAAGCCAGAGAUGCACAUCGAUGGACCGCUUGAGAUAAAGGGUGAAGUGAUAGAUGUGGACAAUGGCAUUGUGUGUGAGAACGUCCCAAUUAUCACGCCGAAUGGGGACGUAGUCGUGUCUUGUCUGAACUUUAAGGUAGAGGAGAACAUGCACCUGUUGAUCACGGGGCCUAACGGCUGUGGGAAAAGCUCUCUGUUCAGGAUCCUCAGCGGCUUGUGGCCUGUCUGCGGCGGACGGCUACACAAACCCUCUCCUCAGCACAUGUUCUACAUCCCUCAGAGGCCAUAUAUGUCCAUGGGAUCACUGCGGGACCAGGUGAUCUACCCAGACUCUGUGGAGGACAUGGCUGCCAGAGGCCUCAGUGACAAGGACUUGGAAGCCAUCUUGGCCAUAGUCAACCUCAACCACAUUGUCACCAGAGAGGGAGGCUGGGACGCCGAGCUGGACUGGAAGGACGUGCUGUCAGGAGGCGAGAAGCAGAGGAUGGGCAUGGCUCGCAUGUUCUACCACAAGCCUAAAUAUGCUCUGUUGGAUGAGUGUACCAGCGCUGUGAGCAUUGACGUGGAGGGAAAGAUUUUCCAGGCUGCUAAGGAUGCUGGCAUCUCACUGCUGUCCAUCACGCACAGACCUUCCCUGUGGAAGUACCACACCCACUUGCUGCAGUUCGACGGGGAGGGAGGCUGGCGCUUCGAGCAGCUGGACACAGCGACGCGCCUCUCCCUCACCGAGGAGAAGCAGCGGCUGGAGGCCCAGCUGGCAGGCAUUCCCGAGAUGCAGCAUCGCCUCAACGAGCUCUGCAAGAUCCUGGGAGACGACUCUGUCCUCAAAACAGCAGGGGAGUGAGGGGGGGGGGAGGGAGGGAGGCAUGGGAGAGAGGGCUGGAGGGAAAAAGAAGAAAAGAAGUGGGGGCGGCGGGGCAAGCGUGUGAGAUGAAGAGCCAAUGAAAGGGGUUGUGCUUGUUGAGAAGCGGGAGAGAUCUUAAUGCCAGCUACUCUUCGGUCUCUCCUUUGUCCCUUUUCUUUCACUCUCUGCUUUGCCCUCCAACCAGAGGAGUGCAGGGAGUGAGCGAAGUGGAUCCACUAGUAUUAUUCCAACUUCUUGUUACGCGCAUUCACUGCAUAGAUUUUCAAUCUUUGAUUUUAGCAUACAUCACUUUCAAGAUCAGUUUGCCGCAGUUCAAAGUGGUGAACGUGAUAAGUCCGGAUUUAACCGACGUGAUUUAUUUGUUUGUUUUGUAGCACUUUACUCUGCUUUUAGGGGGCUGUUUCUGUUUGUUGUGGUAGCUCUCAGUGAAACUAGCUGAUAGCUGCAUCUUAGCUGGAAAACUUUUCGGGUAGAACCACUAAAAUGAUGUCCAAAGCAGUAUUCCACGCCCGGUGUACUGGGUUGUGCAGGAUUCACUUUUGUCAUAAUAUAGCAGCCGAUUUUUGUUUUUUGCUGAGCUAAUGUGACUUCUCGAUUUUAAGGGGUCAAAAACUAUUUUUCAAAGCUGUCACAAUUUGCCUUUGUUUGUCGCGGUACAAUCCCUCUUCUUAUACCUCGUCAUAGCCCUUGUUAGGUUGUUACAGACCCAUGAACUGCUCAUAUGGGCUCAGUUGCAGACUUACAAGUGGAGAGCAAAGAAAAUGAGCCGGUCUGGGGUCUAUUAUUAGAGUGAUUAGUGACGCAGAUCUAAGAAAACUCUAAGAGUGUGGUUUAUUGAACAAAUCCAAUGAGCUGAAGUGGCCCUGUUCAAAGAAAGAGGAUCAAGAGGAAGCUGACCCUGGUUGUCUGGUGUGUCCAUGAGCACUCACACAACCACAGGUAGCCACUCAGACUGUGUAACUGUCAGGUACACACACACAUACACACACAGGGCAGCUGUUGAAGCUCUCCCCUGUGUUGACACAAAACACACUCGUGUGUCUGCUGUGUGUCACAUGCCUGCUGGGACGGAUCAUUUUCUGUGGGUCCUUUUGAGCCUGUUAUUCAUAAAUACAUGAUGCUGGUUUAGUCAGAUGAUGGCAUUAAGAAAUCCUUUGCUAAAAGUCUUUGUUUCUCACCUUUCUGAAGUGAAAGAUGUUUAUCUUUUAAUAUCAUGAAGUGUGUUUACAUGCACAUAAAUAUUUCAGCUUAUAGUCAACAUGUUAUUCUAAUAUGAGGCCUUAUCAGUUUUGUUCGUGGAUAGCAGAUGUUGGAGCUGGAAACAAUUUCGUUUUUGGCUCAAGGACACUUGUUGGUUGCCUCUUGACUGAUGGCUGGCUGUCCUCUUGGCUGUAUACAGGAAUGAUAUUAUAGUUAAAUUGUUUUUGCUCAUUUAGCCUCCAUGUUUGUUACCAACAACUUAACCGGAAGUUGUGAUACUGUGAAAUGAGUGAUUUGUUACAUUAACAUUAUUUUGUUCUUAGGAAAAAAGUUGUAGAUGCUUUGUUUUCCUGCGGUGGUUCUUAGCUUUGGUCAGGGCUCCUUUUACAGUGUGUUCUUGUUGUGGUUCAGACCUGUGUAUGUGUGUGUGUGUGUGUGUGUGUGUGUGUCUGAGUGAGUCAAAGGAAAAGAAAAUUAAGCAGAUUUUUGCCUCCUCCCAGAUUGUACAGGAGAGGGUAUCGUGGGUGGGGAAGCAAUUGAUGUUUGCGUCAUUAGUUUAUAAUCUGUCAGAUUCCACCAUCGGCACAAAUAGUUAUAUUUUUGCAGUUUCAUACAUUCAAUUGGGCCUAAAGCCCUCAGAGCAAUACAAAUUAUGACUCAAUCUGAAAAGCAAAAAUGCAGCCAGAAACAUUUCCUUUUUUUUUAUUAUUAUUAUUGUGACAUGUGAAACAGAACUUUUCUUGGUUCACCUUGAAUUUCAUGUUUCCUCUGUAAAAAUGAAUCCACAAAAUAUAACAGAACCAACUGAAAGCGUGGAAGCACAGCAAUAUGGUGAAAUCUGCCACCACAAACAGGAGAAUCACUGGAUUAAGAUAUGUUAUUCUCAACACUGUACAGCCUACAGGACUUGAUCCACUUCACUUUGAGGCUUGAAUGACUGGUACAGUGUAACGUCAGGUCGUCUCACUCGUACCACUGGUUUUUAUUGUGCCUCUGCUUGUUGACACGCCACCAUGUUUGUGUUGCAGGGGAUAGACAAUCAGUCACAUCAGCAGCAGAAUACAAACACUGCUGCAUUUCAAAACUUCAUACACAUUGGGUUGUUGCUCUCUGCAGAGAAAUAAGUGAGCACUGAUUGCACGUAUAUAACUGCAUCUGCAUCGUGAAGUUUGUUAUGGAACUUGUAAUGUUAAUUGUUGAGUAUGCUUGUCCGCGACUCCCUCAGGCCUUUUGUUAGACCGAGCUGGGCCUGCAUCCAGGAGGAACAAUGCAACAUCUUUGCCCCACUGAGAUUUUAAAGCUUUACAGCCUCCCCUUUUGGCUGUCAGUGUACAAGCAAAGGAGCAUUUGGAUGCAGCCCUGCUCUGCUCAGGAUGAUGGCUGCUAGGUUACACAAGAACAAAGUUAAUUUAUUUUCCCCCAAAAAAUGUGACCGAAGAAGAAAAAUAACUAAUUCACUGAAACAUCUGAAACAUCAGUGCAAUUUUCCUUUAAUAUCUAAAGGAACAAUAAUUGAAAUGGUCUGUGAUGGCCUUAUAAUGUAAUCUGGACUGCACACAAAAAAAUUCAGCUUUCAUCCGGUAUGCAAGUGAGCAUCAAAGGCAUUACUGUAGGGCUUAAAAAUGGCAUGCCGAGUCUUUUCAACUGCAUUCUGUGCUGGAGUAUCAGACCUAAAGUAAGAUGUGUUUCUGUGCCAUCAGUCAGGGUCUGUUGACAGGAGGCCAGGAAGCCGCUGAAUGACACAGAGUCUGCCAAGUGACACCAGAACAUGAGGUCAGCUCGAGAGCAGACGGUGCCUGAAAUUCAUGAGGCAUGGCCCCAGCUUCUAUAGUUAAAGACUCCCAAGUACUGUUAUUUCAUCUUGAAAGGGUGGGAUAAUAAAAUGAUGAGGUGCCAUUUUACUAGCAGUGAGCUUAUUUGUCUUCUAAGCACACUGAGUUUAAAAUCUACCUACUGGUAAGAGUUAGUUCUCCUGUGAGCAAGAGCCCUGAGCACAGCUGGGUUUGUAGGUGCUGGUUACAGUGGGGGAUUAGUAUCUAUUUAUUACAUAUUUAGGGACUAUUGUGUGAAAAGUCCUCAGUCUGCCUUUAUUCUUAUUUAUCUUUGUAAUUAAAAUGGCUGUAACGAAUAUCCUUAUGUUAACAGUGGAUCACAUACAUGUAGCUAUGUGAAUGGGCUGCCGUUGUAACGCCGAAUUCUGUGACUGACGAAUCCCGUGACUCUUGUCUGCGCUGUCUACUGGACAGCGUGAUCUCACUCACGCAGUUGAGUUCGUUACGCAAACAGCGUAAACUUACGCAAACAUUAUAAAUGCUUACCCUAACUCUGACCGUAACUUGCGAAAAAAUGUGUGACUGCGGUUCCCAGUAGCAACAGCGCCGACUAGAGUCGCAGAAUUCGACGGUCACAGCAUUCGGUGUUACACCUAUAGUGACGAACACACAGACAUCCAGCUUAUUGUUUUGGUUUUCCGGCCCCAAACUUUACCGCUUUGACAUUCUCCUGUUUUCGACCUGACGGACAGCUAAUUAAAAUGAUGAAAAAUGAAAAAAUAAUGCUCAUGAAGCCGGCUAUAUGUAUAUAUUCUAUCUGCCCAGCACAAAAAUUAAAGGAGCACCUUAGCUACUAAUUACUGAAGAAAUUGAACAUUUAGCUAGCGGCUAAUAAGCCUGACUUUCCCACCGGGAAUUGAUAGAAAAUGUAAAUAUUGGACUUAACGAACUCUAAAUGAAAGUCCUCUUAUAGGUGACAAGUUUGCUCUAUGAACAGAAAAUGGUGUGUUUAUGGUUAGUUUAAUUUUUAACUUGUUUCUGCUGCCCCCAUGUUGCCAAAAUCAAUUAUUGCAUGUUUAACACUUUUUUUCUGUCAGUCUAUUUUUGACAGAAUUUCAGGGAUGUUUAAGGGGAAAAUACCCUCUACAUUUCCGUUUGUUCAAAUAUGCACCUCAUCAUUUCUUAUCCUUUUAGUCGACCAAUUAAGAUGGCUUAAUUCUUAGUAAAAUUAGGCCUUUAGCAGCCUACUACGCUGCAUGACCCUGGUAUAUACCAUAAUGACAUCCUUACUAACAAAACUUUGAUACUCAAAAGUUUUGCAUUCUGUCAUCCCUUUUGUAAGUAAGAGAUUGAAUGUAUCCAUGCUGUAUGAUGAGGAAGCAUCUGAAGAUUAUGAAGACAAUGAAUACAUGCGGUCAGGUCAUAAAAGUUUCCUUUUUGAUGAAUAAUUAUUUCAUGAUUGUGUUAAUAGUGCAUGUAACAUUGUUUUACUAGAACCACAUUGUGGUGUUUAAAUUUGGAUUAUACAUGUUUGCAAACUGGAAUAAUGGGAAGGAAAAUUGUUUGACAUUUUUAGCUUGAGUUAGUUUAUUCAAGAGGUGUAGGACAGUCAAAUCAAUAUUUAUGACAGGCUCAUCAGUGACAGAAUGGUAUGAGAAGGAUGGGUGGAUGACCAUGAGUACAACAGUUCUCGGACUUCUAAUUUACUGAGGGUGUUUUUUGAGUUUUUGAGGUAUUAAUUAGACUGUCCUGAACCUCAGAAACGACAUACAGUGAUUCUCCCUGAGUUCCAGGGAUAAAUACACUUUGUAGUUACUACAUCAGUACUUUAUAGAGAGCUCUGUUUGUAGUCACAAUUCCAUACAUAUAGCUGUUUUUGUUUUAUUUUUUAAAUUCCUGGAACUGUAGCCCAGACUUAAGUUAUGGGGAUCUCAUUGUGCAUGUAUAGGAAUCUGUAUUCUUUAACCUUAGAGACAAGAGAGGUACAUCUGCAUAAAAGUCAUCUGUUCAAAAAUCAUGUGCUAAGGUCACUUUAUGUUGAAAGAUGAAGAUGUAUUUUCUUGUAAAUAAAAAAUACAGUUCAACCUUGAAAAA